Messenger RNA from Anisakis simplex (herring worm), 654 nucleotides. Lineage: Eukaryota; Metazoa; Nematoda; Chromadorea; Rhabditida; Anisakidae. The record is from the annotation of a GenBank genome assembly.
AUGGCGUCGCGGAGCACAGCUCGGACCGGUAAUGGAGGCGCUCCUAGUAAGACAUGUCAAUUUAAGUUGGUUUUACUCGGUGAAAGUGCAGUUGGUAAAUCAUCAUUAGUGCUCAGAUUUGUGAAGGGACAAUUUCAUGAAUAUCAAGAAUCAACUAUUGGUGCUGCAUUCCUUACGCAAACAGUUUGUUUGGACGAAACAACAGUUAAGUUCGAAAUCUGGGAUACAGCUGGGCAAGAAAGAUAUCAUUCAUUAGCGCCGAUGUAUUAUCGAGGUGCACAAGCAGCUAUAGUUGUUUAUGACAUCACCAAUCAGGAAUCGUUUGCAAAAGCGAAAAAUUGGGUGAAGGAGUUACAACGACAAGCCAGUCCGAAUAUUGUGAUUGCGUUAUCAGGCAAUAAAGCCGACCUAGCCAAUAAACGAGUAGUUGAAUAUGAGGAAGCACAAGCAUACGCGGAGGAUAAUGCCCUUCUGUUCAUGGAAACGUCAGCGAAAACUGCAAUGAAUGUCAAUGAUAUCUUUUUGGCAAUUGCCAAGAAAUUACCAAAAGGAGAUGGAAGUGGUGGCGGACCCUCUGGGCGUGGCCGUGAAGGCGUAGAUAUUGGACAAGAAAACACAAGUCAAGGAACGGGCUCAGGUUCAUGCUGCAAGUAG